AUGAUGGAAAAAGAAGAAGAAAAACGUCCUCCCAAGACGACGACGCUGCAUCCGAUGUUUACGACGAAAGAAAAGAAGAAGGAGGAAACGAACGCGUACAAUAAUAAUAACGUUGAGAAUAUCAACGACGCGAAGAGAGUCGCGGAAGCGACCAUUGACUUGACCAAAGGAGGAGAGCAGACAGACGCAAAAACGACGACGAAUUUGAACAAAGAUAUUCAAAAAUUCUGUUGCACAAAACAAGAAGAAGAAGAGUCGUCGAUUGUCGAUUUGACGCAAGAGAAGGACAACGACGACGAAAAGGAGAAGACGAAAACGGAAGAGCAGCCUCCUCAGAAAGUGCACAGUUUUUUCCAAAAGAGGAAACCGCAGGCGAAGAGUACCGCGACGGCGACGGAUGUUCCGGGCGCGUCUCGUAAAACGCCGUACGAGGAAGCGGUGAAGCAUUUACCGCCGAUUCACGUGAACUGUCCGAUUCGGACAGUGGUGGGAGCAGAUGCAGAGGAUGUAAUGAAAGGAUAUGGGAUUGCUUUUGAAAACGCGGUGGCGUCUGCGGCGGAGAGACGACGUUCUCUGUUAAAGUCGUCGUCGGCAUCGACUGGGGCAUCUUUUCAGUGGCGAUACGAAAUCAAAAGCGACGAUGAGAAAAAAGACGAAGAAAUGAGCAUAGAAACGGAAGAAGAAGAAGAAGAAGAAGAAGAAGAAACAGAACCAAUCGAUGAGUACUCGCGAGCAAUCAUAAACCGACUCGAGUCGCAAUUUCGCGCGGCGAGUAAAGGGACUCCUUGGGUGGAAAUUUGCAAACCAACGCGCGCCUCGGAAGCGCUCGGAUCGCAAAACUCGCAACCGGCAGAUCUAUGUCGCAACUGGCUAACCAACUGGAAAGCGAGGAUUGAAAGCAACAAGAACGCGAGCAAACACACGUUUAGAAACGCGCGAAGACAACACAAGAAUAAUAAUCACUCGGACUCAGAAGAUUCCGACGCCAAGUGGGAACGCGAAAUGGGCAUGGAACUCAGCGACGAAGAAUACGACGAAGAAGGAGAAAAGAACGACGGUUUCGGCGACGGUUCCGGUGCGAACAUCGCGAACGGGUUAAUCGUUUUCGGUGACUCGGGAAGUGGGAAAACGGCUACGAUACGUGCCGUAGCGAGCGAAUUGGGAUUUAGUAUUUUAGAAGUCAACGCAGGGCAAAAUAGAACGGGGAGAGAUAUUUUAGAACGAUUCGGAGAGUCUUUACAAUCGAAGAAUUUGUUAAACAAGAGAAAGAAGAAGGAGACGGAAGAAGCGACGAUACCAACGGAUAUCAACGUUGAUGCGAAGACUACGACGAUGACGUCCGAGGAACCGAAGAAAAAGAAGAAAACAGCAAACGGAAAGAAGGCGCAGAAAGCCGUCGGUAACAAAACGCUUUUCGGGUUCGUAAAGAUGAAAGAAGCAACGAAUGGCGGCGUGGAUGAUAGUAUCGAGAAGAAGAAGAAGGAAGCCGCGGAACAAGAAAAGCACCAGGAACAACAACAACAACAACAACAACAAAAGGGUGCCAUCAGCGCCAACAACACCGUAGUCGUAUUCGAAGACAUCGAUUGCCUCUUCAGCAACGAAGACGAGGAGGCGAAAGACGUCGAUCGCGGGUUGAUCCCGGCAAUCGCAACUUUACUCGAAGCCGCGAAGCGGCCGAUCGUUGUCGUUUGUAAAAGCGAAGAGAUGCUGGACGGUGACGAUGGACAGCUUCGUCAGUUGACGUCUUUAGGCACGUCGACGACGAGAGUUGGAUUCGAGAAACCUACCGUGGAAGAGUUGGCGAAAUAUUUGCGCUUGUGUUGUUUGGCAAAGGCGAAAGCUUCUUCUCCUUCAGAAGAAAAAGAAAAAGAAAAAGAUGAUCUUUAUCCUCUGUCGACAUCGAAAGGAUCGCUGUCCAUGUCGCACUGUUUGAAGAUUGCGAAAUUAAGGAAAGGUGACAUUCGCGGCGCGCUGAACGAUUGCGAAGUUAUGAGCGCAGCUCCUCCCGGUUGCGGGAAAAGUAUCGCCUUCAAAGAAAAAGAUUUGUUCGCGGCGGGGGAUGACGAAACGACGGACGAUUUUCUCUUUGACGUCGCUUUGCCGCUCUUGAACGAUGCGUAUUCAAACGGUGCUUUGCCCGUUGCGGCUGUUGCGUUCACUGAGAAGAUUUCGAAAGACUACGAAGCGAAGGAAAAUGCAUUCGUGGCGAAAUACGCGGAAAAGUGCGACGCUCGAUUCUUGGAAUACUCGUUGAAAGAGAACGAAAAGCGCGAGAAGGCGAAAGCAGAGCGCCGGAAGAAGAAGCUUCAAGCGCUCGGUUUGAAAGAAUCGCAAGUGGAUCCUGACAUUACCGCGUGGAAAGACUUGGAAGAAGAAGGAGGAGAAGAGAAGAACAGUGAAGAUCCAUCGGCGAUGGAAAAAGAGAAGGAAGAAGAAAAGCAAGAAGAACGAAAAGUUGACAGCGUAAAGUGUACGCCGGUGAAAAACGAGCAAAGAGAAAAAGGUGCGAUGGUGAUUGUAGAGAAUGAGGACAACAACGACGGAGAAGGAAGAGGUGUGAAAGAAGGCACGUCGCCACAUUUUUCGCAGCAGAAUCUUGACAUCCCGCCGUCGCCGUUGACGUCUGCGCCUGAAGUUGCCGAGGCUUCUGUAGAAUCAGCCGAAUUCUGGGAAACUCACGUCCAAAGAAUGAACUCAGUAUCAAACCUUUCGAGCAUUCAAACUAAUUUUGACGCUUUAAUGCGUCCAAAACCGUUUGGUGCGAACGGAGUGCCGUUGUCGGUGAAACCCGGAGUGCUCGCUCGAUAUAUCGAUUACUGCGAUACCUUCAAUAGCGACACGAAGGAAACGCAAUUCAUCGACGAAGAUUUCCUCUUGACCGGUGGCGAGCCUCGAAAGCAGUUUGGGGACGAGAGAAAACGAGUAUCGUCGCAAUGCAUCGACGUUGGUUUACAACGAUUCAAAGAAAACGUCGUUGGUACUGUUUUAUGCGAAGGGGGCUUCACGGAUGCCGCAGCGAUAGACUUCACCGAGCGCGCUCGAAAAGAAGGAGAGAAAAAGGCGACGUCGGACGAAAACGAUAUUCUCUUCCGCCAACGCGAACACGCGACUCUGUUGAACCCGAAACUAGCAUCUUCGAACAGUGUUUCGUUAGCGACGUACGUCGGGUUCGCCUCUAAAAUUGCCAAAGCGAGGUUUCAACCAACCGCUCUGGAUACUCCCGGUAAAACGCGCACGAGAAGAGCGAAACUGAGCAUGCAUUUAGAUAAGGUCGUCGGCGUGCGAGAACAAGAACAAAUCGCAAACUUGUCAAAUUUUAAUAGAUAG
This is a messenger RNA of Bathycoccus prasinos, 3330 nucleotides long. RefSeq lists its product as hypothetical. Bases 1 to 3330 code for a protein of 1109 amino acids. The transcript has a single exon. Gene Ontology annotation, cellular component: nucleus. Lineage: Eukaryota; Viridiplantae; Chlorophyta; Mamiellophyceae; Mamiellales; Bathycoccaceae. The record is from RefSeq and is a predicted model, not a curated record. Gene Ontology annotation, molecular function: ATP hydrolysis activity; DNA binding; ATP binding.